Cordyceps fumosorosea ARSEF 2679 is the source of this 1182-nucleotide messenger RNA. RefSeq lists its product as hypothetical. The record is from RefSeq and is a predicted model, not a curated record. Bases 1 to 1182 code for a protein of 393 amino acids. The transcript has a single exon. Gene Ontology annotation, biological process: wybutosine biosynthetic process; tRNA methylation. NCBI's taxonomy places the organism in Eukaryota, Fungi, Ascomycota, Sordariomycetes, Hypocreales, Cordycipitaceae. Gene Ontology annotation, molecular function: S-adenosylmethionine-dependent methyltransferase activity; tRNA methyltransferase activity. Gene Ontology annotation, cellular component: cytoplasm.
AUGCCGAAACGUCAGCCGCAGAACCCAAUCCAGGCGGCUGUGAGAACAUGGCUGAAAACGCAGCAGCCGCCAGCUGGCCAAGAGGCGAAGACUUGGGAAGAAACCCUUCUAUCGUCCGCGCCGAAGCGCUUCGUCAUCUACGAGCCACUGGCGCUUCUCCCUUCCGGCAGUUUCAGCAACCGCAUGUGGACAGAUGUGUUGGAGGCAUGCGCAGCAGACUCUCGUGUCGCCCUGUGGACACUACUGCUGAAGGAGCUGUCCUUGGUCGCCAAGAGUCCGCUGACGAACCUUGCAAUCAACGAAGGGAUACCGCUUCAAAAAGACGGCGAGUCGGGCGAGGAGAAUGUGCUGCGCAGCCCUACCGGUCUGCGCAUGCUCCACGGCGAUUUCGGCCCUCCUCGCACUCAAGGCACGACACCCACCCGGCAGGAAUUUGACGACGCCUUUUGGGUAUCGACGAAGCAAAACGGCAUACGCCAGACGUGGGCGCCCCGGUGGACAAUGUUCAGCCGCGGAAACGUCAAGGAAAAGGCCAGGCUGCUGGCAUUCAAGAGCGCAAAGUCGGCCACCUCCUUCUCCGCCGCGGACCAGCAGCCCUGGGCCGUGGACCUGUACGGCGGCAUCGGCUACUUCGUCUUCUCGUACGCGUCCCUCGGGAUGCGCGUGCUAUGCUGGGAGAUCAAUCCCUGGAGCGUCGAGGGCCUGCGCCGCGGCGCGCGGGCCAACGGCUGGGGCGUCAAGGUCGUGUCCGACGCGGCGGAGCUCGCCCGGCCCGUCGAGGAGCUCCUGGAGGGCGGCGAGCAGAUUGUCGUCUUCCUGGAGGACAACCAGUGCGCACGGGACAGGAUCCUGCGGCUGCAGCGGGACGAGGUCGGGGUCGCCAGAAACGUCGCGCACGUCAACGGCGGCUUCCUGCCCACGAGUGAGCCGACGUGGGAGGCGUCGUGGGAGGUGGCGCGGCGGAGCACGGCUCCGCAGACGUGGCUGCACUUGCAUGAGAACGUGGGCGUGCAUGACAUUGCGGCGCGCAGGGCGGAGAUAGAGGGGCGAUUCAGGAGGUGGAACGAUGUUCGGGAGACGUCGCGAACGGUGACGGUCAGUCAUGUGGAACAGGUCAAGACGUUUGCGCCAGGUGUAUGGCAUUGCGUCUUUGAUGUAUGCAUUGAGGCGCCGCAGAUAUAA